This is a messenger RNA of Mya arenaria, 2605 nucleotides long. RefSeq names its product nephrin-like. NCBI's taxonomy places the organism in Eukaryota, Metazoa, Mollusca, Bivalvia, Myida, Myidae. Gene Ontology annotation, molecular function: protein binding. The record is from RefSeq and is a predicted model, not a curated record. The transcript is spliced from 12 exons. Bases 102 to 2324 code for a protein of 740 amino acids.
UGUACAUGAAAGAUUAAACAUGCAAAAUUGUUAAAGGAUAAAUAUAAUAUCCUGAUAUUUGUGUUAUUUUCUUUGAGUUUAGUAUACAUUUAGUGGAAUUAAUGGAGUGGUAUUUCUCUGCUUUUUGGAUUUAUAUGCAAAUUUAUAUUGAAUCGGGAUGGUCAUGUCCAGCAAGUUCUCCUAGACUAUUUGGAAGGGAAAAUGACCCUAUAAAACUAACGUUGACCACAUCUGUAAACACUCACGGCUUGGUUAACUACCAACUUUGGAAGGACGACAAGAAUUUCAUGACCACUGCAUUCUAUAACGGAGAGGUUGUGCAGCAAGAGCCAUGCGCGCCUGCAGACUGCACGUUCACUGGAAAUGCUGCCAACGGCGACUUUUCCAUCACACUCUCUAAUGUACAGAAAGCGUCAGCAGGAACCUAUAAACUCAUUGCUGUCAUUACCAACGAUGCAAAGGCUUGCACAACACUUUAUGUACUAGGAUCACCAAACCGGCCUACAGUUUCGUCAAACAAGAACCCUUUCGUCGGGGAGAGCGUCAUUGUCACCUGCAGAAGUUCCUCCACAACCACACCGUUAAACCAUGGGCUCAGUUUGUCCUACGAAUGGACAAUAGAUGACCAAACCAACCCAACCUCGGCGCGCUACACAUAUUCUACUUCCAGACACCAACUCGCUAUCUCCAAUGUGCAGAAGACGGACAGCACCAUUGUAUUAAAAUGUUCGGCAGCUGAAGUCGUUACAAACGGAUACACUUCGCCUGAGAGCUUGGGAUUUACCUUCAACGUUCUGUAUGGCCCGGACAGACCACUUUUAAACAUUGCUUCCCCGUUCACUGUGUGGGAAGGGGAAGAAGUCCAAAGAUUCGAAUGUACUUCCGACUGUUGGCCUGGAUGUAAUCAGAAGUGGAUGAACGCUGCAAAUGUUACAAUACAGCAUAAUGGCACACUUGCACUUGGAAUAGGUACCAGGGACAAAACUGGACUAUAUAUAUGCGUCUCAGAAAACAACGGCACAGAAUACAAGAAACAAAACGAGACGUCUUUGAUGUUGAUUGUCGAAUAUGCUCCUGAUGUGGUAAUUAGCCAGUCGACUACUAUAUUGACUGAAAACAACCCGCUUAAUCUUCGCUGCAAGGCAACAGGCGUACCAGCUGUGUACAACUACACGGGCUUUGUGCAGCUUGUUGGUGAUGUCGUGAUCUCAAAUAGUCACGCGGAAAGCCCUGGGGUUAGGGAUACUAUAUCUGUCAACAUCACAUCCCUCCAACUUCAAGAUACCGGGAUUUAUACUUGCAACGUUCAUAAUGGGAUCAUUGGUGUCAACAAACAACUCAUUCAGACAGCAUCGAAAAGGAUCACUGUCCGAGCAUCUCCAAAGUUUUUUGUGAAAGAAACAAACUUCGCCGGAGAACCAUCAGGAAACAUCAUCGUAACCAUUCCCUUUGUUAGCGUUCCUGAAUACACCACCUACACUGUGAUACGAAAAGGUGGAAAACCAGUUUCGACGAAUGGAAAAUAUACUUUACAAAAUAAGAAAGACUUUGUUAAUGCUUUGUUCUACGGAAAACAAGUCACGCUGACUGGAAACGUUUUAAAAAUGAUUAUCACCGACUUGUCCGAAGAAGAGUUUGGGAUAUACAACAUACAGAUUACCAAUAGUAUAGAUACAUCGAAUUUCAGCAUCCAUGUUACGGCUGCAACAAAACCAUCACCUCCAACAGAGCUGAAUCUGACCUCAAAGGACAACACUGUUACGUUUGAAUGGAAAAAGGGUUACAAUGGAGGACGUGAACAAACAUUUGUUUUGCAGGCGUCGCUUUACCCCGAAGGUUCUUGGGUAAACAUUACCAAUAUUCGAGAAACGGAUUCAAAGUAUAUGAAAUACACUGGAAGAUAUCAAGUCAAUCUUACAAACCUAGUUCAAGGAAUAUACUCAGCUAGACUUGUUGCUUUGAAUGGUAUUGGCGCUGCAGAACCUGUUGUAUUUAAAACAACAUUCGAAGUAAUGGAAUUGAACAAAGAAGCUACACCUCAAACAGGUGUCGGCCGUGUCAUAGGAGGAACUGUUGGAGGGAUAGUCGCAGCACUAGUUCUGGUGAUAGUCAUUGUAUUCGCCAUUAGAAGAAAGUACACUUGUGUCUGCGUAGUUAAGCAAGCUAAGUUGGAAGAUCUACAUGAGGACACCCAAAGAGACCAUAUAAUGGAUACACACGGUGCUGCCGAUCCUGGAUACAAUGCAGCUCAGACGUAUGAGACCCUGUCCAUGACAAAGGAAACAGAGUUUUAUGAUGAACUAAGUCAAAGAGAUCAGACAUGAUGAAGUAGUAGUGCAGAGCCACUAUCAUACUACAGGAGUGUUUAAACAGGAGAUACAACAGCGUACAGCGACAUUAUACCGACGUCCCAGGUGCAUACAGUGAUUUAAGUCAAACAAAACACUCCAAAAAGCAACUUGAAAAUUAACACACGUGUCAUGAUUGUUUUGGUAAUAAUGAUAAGUCAACUUUGUGUGUUCAAUUUUGUUUUGUCUACCGGGCCAUGUUGACAUUUUAAGUUUAAAAAAAUCGCAGUAUUGUUGAAUAUAAUCUUCUUUGCUGA